Messenger RNA from Coregonus clupeaformis (lake whitefish), 1275 nucleotides. Its product is annotated as spindlin-W-like. The transcript is spliced from 5 exons. The coding region runs from base 109 to 834 and encodes 241 amino acids. Gene Ontology annotation, biological process: gamete generation. Lineage: Eukaryota; Metazoa; Chordata; Actinopteri; Salmoniformes; Salmonidae. The record is from RefSeq and is a predicted model, not a curated record.
GUUCCCAUAGUCAGACUGUUUCCUUGUAGCCUUCUUGAGGUGGAUUCUGCUCAGCAGAGGGAAGUAGAUAUGAAAAUAGGGGCCAGGAUUGUGUGAAUUUCUGGAAAUAUGUCCAAGAAAAGGGGCAGAAAGCGUAGCAGCGGCGAGCUGAGUGAGAGUUCGGGUUUGUCUCUGUCGUCGACCCCAGACCCCAACAACCUGCUGGGUCUGCGGAUUGAGCACAACUGGAGGGAGAAGGGCAACCUGACCAAGUGGAAAGGCACAGUGCUGGAGCGCCUCACCGUCAACACCUCCCUGUACAUGGUCAAAUACGACGGCUUCGACUGCGUCUAUGGCAUCGAGCUGUUCAAAGACGAGCGGGUGUCCAACCUGCAGGUUUUAACAGAGAAAGUCGUAAACAACAAGAUCAAGGUGCCGCGCGAUGCGCCGGAGCUGGUGGGCAAGGCUGUGGAGCACCUGUUUGAGAAGGAGGACGGGGAGAAGAACGAGUGGAGGGGCAUGGUGCUGUCUCGCGCCCCCAUCAUGACCAACUGGUACUACAUCACCUACGAGAAGGACCCUGUGCUCUACAUGUACCAGCUCUGGGACGACUAUAAGGACGGAGACCUCCGCAUUCUACCUGAAGCUGAGAACAAACACCUGCUGCCUGCGGACAGGAAGCCAGGCGAGGAGACAGAGAGCCUUGUGGGUAAGCAGGUGGAGUACGUCACUGAUAAGGGUGUGAAGAGGACGGGGCUGGUUAUCUACCAGGUUCCCGCCAAGCCCUCCGUCUACUACAUCAAAUACGACGACGACUUCCACAUCCACGUCUACGACCUGGUCAAAACCACCUAGAAUACAACUCGACCUGGUCAAAACCACCUAGAAUACAACUCGACCUGGUCAAAACCACCUAGAAUACACCUCGACCUGGUCAAAACCACCUAGAAUACAAUUCGACCUGGUCAAACCCACCUAGAAUACAGCUCGACCUGGUCAAACCCACCUAGAAUACAGCUCGACCCAGUCAAAACCACCUAGAAUACAACUCGACCCGGUCAAAACCACCUAGAAUACAACUCGACCCGGUCAAAACCACCUAGAAUACAACUCGACCCGGUCAAAACCACCUAGAAUACAGCUCGACCCGGUCAAAACCACCUAGAAUACAGCUCGACCCGGUCAAAACCACCUAGAAUACAACUCGACCCGGUCAAAACCACCUAGAAUACAACUCGACCCGGUCAAAACCACCUAGAAUACAGCUCGACCGGUCAAACCCACCUAGAAUACAAC